Diabrotica virgifera virgifera (western corn rootworm) is the source of this 852-nucleotide messenger RNA. Its product is annotated as piggyBac transposable element-derived protein 4-like. The annotation marks the transcript as partial. Lineage: Eukaryota; Metazoa; Arthropoda; Insecta; Coleoptera; Chrysomelidae. The transcript has 2 exons. The record is from RefSeq and is a predicted model, not a curated record.
AUGGCCAACUUGGAAGGACAACGCGUUUUUGGAACCGACUGGAAAGACUUGGAUAAAAUUGUUUUUCAAGCAUACAUUGGUCUUUUGUUGUUAGCUGGAUUUUAUAAGUCCCAUGGUGAAGCAACGAAAAGUUUGUGGAAUGAAGAAACGGGUCGUAGUAUAUUUCGAGCAACAAUGUCCCUAGAAGUAUUUACAAAAAUUUCUCAGCCUGAUGAAAAUGUUACUACCAUCGACGAGCAAUUAGUUGCUUUUAGAGGCCGCUAUCCCUUUAAACAGUACAUUCCAAGCAAGCCAGCGAAAUAUGGCAUCAAAAUUUUGGUUUUAUGUGGCAGUAACACUUCUUAUGCUCUGAAAUUGCAGAUAUACACAGGAAAGGAAGCAGGUGCUGCGCCAGAACGAAAUCAGGGAAUGCGUGUGGUGUGCGACUUGAGCAGUGAUUUGAAGGGCCAUAAUAUUACUUGUGAUAACUUUUUUACAUCUUACAAUUUAGGACAGUUUCUUCUAAAAAGAAAAAUUACAAUGCUGGGUACCAUAAGAAAAAAUAAACCAGAGCUUCCAACACAAAUAGCGAAUAAAGAAGUUCAUAGUUCGUCGUUUUACUUCACGCAAGAUACCACUGUUGUCAACUAUAUUCCUAAAAAGAACAAAAACGUUGUUCUUAUGAGUACUUUGCAUCAUGGAAAGGAUAUUAGUGACAGAAAUGACAAAAAGCCCCAAAUUAUUUUAGAUUAUAAUUCGACUAAGGGAGCAGUGGAUACUCUAGAUCAGCUUGUUGGUACAUACACAUGUAAGAGCAAGACAAAUCGCUGGCCUAUGAUUGUUUUUUAUAAUAUGCUGGACAUUUCUGCCUAC